UUGCGCAUGCGCAAGAACUAGCAACGUGGUAAGAACGACACAUCUUGGAAGGGCAUAAAGAUGUUGGGUAAAAGUUCAAAGUUAUUGCAGCACAUGCACCACAGGAUACGUGUGACGCUGCUUGAUGGUCGUAUGUUCGUUGGGACAUUCAUGGCAUUUGAUCAGCACCUUAAUCUUGUCCUCGCCGAUUGUGAGGAAUUUAGAAAGAUACGUCCCAAGAACCAAAAGCUACCGGAACGAGAGGAAAAGAGAACACUGGGACUCGUUUUAUUGAGGGGAAUGAAUCUAGUAUCCCUGACAAUAGAGGGCCCGCCCCCAUCAAGAGAUAGGUUUAAACAGGCUCAUCCUCAGCAAGCUCCUCAAGCUGGUCCUGGAAUGGGCCGUGCUGCCGGUCGGGGUCUACCAAUGGCUCCAACUGCUGUUGCUGCUCCAGCUGGUUUGACUGGUCCUGUGAGAGGUGUGGGUGGACCAGCUCCCCAAGCAAUGGCUCCUCCUCCUGGUCAGCCAGGACCUGGUGGACCAACUCCAUUUAAUCUUCCUCCAGCUGGUAUGCCACCCAGACCACCUCCUGGAGUAAUGCCUGAUGCACCUCCUCAUGGUCGUCUUCCUCCUCCUGGUAUGCCUCCAAUGAUGGGGCGUGGUAUGCCCCCACCUGGCAUGCCAAUCCCUGGCCCUCCUGGUAUGCCACCUCCUGGCCCUCCCCCAGGAAUGAGAGGCCCACCUCCCAGGUAAUAUGGCUACCCUCUCUUUUUCUGUGUCUCUGUUUCUUCUCAUAUUAUACCUUUAAGAUGUCACCUUUGUUUCGUUAGCUGACAUUAAUUAAUUAAGAAUGGACAGUCACUACGAUAUGCCUUAGUUGUUGUGUUUUGUUGUUUUACAUGUUUAUUAGUCUGCUUAA
This is a messenger RNA of Amphimedon queenslandica, 898 nucleotides long. Its product is annotated as small nuclear ribonucleoprotein-associated protein B'-like. Gene Ontology annotation, cellular component: U4 snRNP; cytoplasm; U2 snRNP. The transcript is spliced from 7 exons. Lineage: Eukaryota; Metazoa; Porifera; Demospongiae; Haplosclerida; Niphatidae. Gene Ontology annotation, biological process: mRNA splicing, via spliceosome. The coding region runs from base 61 to 732 and encodes 223 amino acids. Gene Ontology annotation, molecular function: snRNP binding; RNA binding. The record is from RefSeq and is a predicted model, not a curated record.